This is a messenger RNA of Babesia bigemina, 1014 nucleotides long. RefSeq lists its product as hypothetical. Lineage: Eukaryota; Apicomplexa; Aconoidasida; Piroplasmida; Babesiidae. Bases 1 to 1014 code for a protein of 337 amino acids. The transcript has a single exon. The record is from RefSeq and is a predicted model, not a curated record.
AUGGUGUACACUUCGUUGACUGAAGCUCCUCACAACGUCAAGGAGGGCAUUGACUGGUUAAUGGCUCUUAAGGGAACUAGUGGCGAGAGCACCUUGAAGGCUAUGGUUGGCGCAAUUCACCAUAUAUUCUCAGAACACUCUGAUGGAAAUAAUCCGUUGCCGUCUCUCGAUAAAAUUAAGAGCAUUUCUAAGGAAUUUCUAGAAAACCCGGAGCUACGAGAUAAUAUUUUAGUGAAAACCUUGCUGAGGAGAUUCUAUACUCCGACUAGUGCCGCAAAUACUGGGUUUAGGCGCUAUUGGCAUAGACAAUUUGAUGAGUAUGGACGCGUCGUAGGAGUUAAGGGGGCCAAACCUGAAUACAUCGAAGAGUGCUUAAGCAAUGUUAUGGAUGGUUUUGCGAAGCUCUUGGAUGAUAUCAAAAACCCCGAUGAGUAUAAGUCUGCUUACAGUUCAAAAGCGACUUGGGAGGCAUCAUGCGCAAAAGACCCGGAGGCUUGUGCAGUGGUGCUGGUGGGAAUUGCGCCAAUGUUGUACGCAGGUCUGCGUUCUUUGUGGGGUACGGCCGAAUUUAAAGUAGGACCGUUUCACAAGCACACGGCACGUCAGAAUUUGGGGGACGUUUUGAGAGCCCUGGGUUACGUGGAGCCGGAAUGCCGCUCUGGUAUGGAUGGUUCAUAUAUAUACGAGACUUUUAGAGGUUUGGAUAAGGAUUUAAUACAUAAUACGUAUGAUCUUGCCGGAUUUGACGUUUUCUAUGGAUCGAAAACGCCAGUGCCUGAGAAAGCUGAACCUUCUGCAGAAUCUACGUUACGUGCAAAAGUUCGCAAGUUCUACAUGGGCAGCAGGGAAGUAUACGGAAUACCAGGGGUUGACAUUGACAUGGGUUUGGUGAAUGCCUGGAAUUCCAAGAAUGCUAAGAAGCCUGCCAAAACACUUACUGGGCUAGGAUCGGACAACAUUUAUUAUCCGGGUGCACCAACAGUGGCGAACUUGAACGCUGCUAGCUUCAUUUGA